AGGGACUUCACUGAAAUGAAAGUGAAAGCAAAGAGCCUGCAUAAGAACCGUAAGAAGUGUCUUUCAGGCUCUGCUGGGGAGACUAAAACUCCUCAAAGUGCAAGCAAGACUUUAGUCGCGUUGGACCCUGCCACUUUGUGCCAGCUCUGAAGCCUCAGCCCUUGCUAACUGGACCUUAGACCAUGAUGGCCCUCCAAGCCCUUCAGGAGGAACAGGCCAAACUAAAGACCAGGCUACAGGAGCUGAAAAGGAAGCUCAGGGACAACCCCCAAGACAAGGUCCCAUUCCCAGUGCCUGAGACCCCCCUGGUGUUCCGAGGAAACAUUCAGCAGGGCAAGGAUACGGUCAAGUCUGUGGUUUCUAACCUGCGGAUCUGUUACCCUCUGCCUGGAGGCUCUGCUCUGGUCACCUUUGAGGACCCCAAUGUGGCCAAGCAGGUGCUGCAGCAAACGGAGCACACGAUCGAUGUGGAAGGGUUCCGACUGCGGGUGCAGGUCCAGCCCUUGGAGCUGCCCAUGCUGACCACCAUCCAGGUGUCCAGCCAGAUGAAUGAACAGAGAGUACUGGUCAGUGGGUUUCCUGCCGGGCUUAAGCUAAGUGAGGAGGAGCUGCUGGACAAGUUGGAGAUCUUCUUUGGCAAGAGCAAGAACGGGGGUGGCGAUGUGGAGACGCGGGAACUGCUGCAAGGCGGUGUCAUGCUGGACUUCGCUAAGGAUACAGUGGCCCAGCACCUGUGCCAGAUGGGCCAGUUCACAGUGCCACUGGGUAAGCAGCAGUUCCCUCUGAGAGUCUCUCCCUACAUGAGUGGAAAGAUCCAGAAGGCUGAGGUCAGGUCCCAGCCAGUGCCCCACUCGGUGCUGGUGCUCAACAUUCCUGAUGUCCUGGAUGGCCCGGAGCUACAAGACGUCCUGGAGAUCCACUUCCAGAAGCCCACCCGUGGGGGCGGGGAAGUGGAAGCCGUGACAGUCAUGCCCCUGGGACAGCAGGGCCUGGCGGUCUUCACUGCCAAAUUGGGCUAGGAGCCUGCCCUGCUCAUUACCCCCGCCCCUCUGCCAAGGUUCUCAAACCAGGCUGGGCUUGGACGCAUAUACAGGAGAGAGAGAUCAUGCUGGUCAACGGCAGGAGGGACUAUGAGUUGUGAAACGCUGCCCGAGAACAGUAAAAGCGCCUGCAUUGCAUGAUCUUCUUCCUCAUUUUGUUUCAAGAAAGGAAACUCGAUUAGGCCAUGGAAGAAGGCUGGGGGGAGGGAGAAACCCCAGCCUUCCACUAGCAGCACUGGCCUUCCACAAGCUCCCCUUCCCCUCCACUAUCAGAGGCAACAUCCAGGACCCAGGGUUUGGCUUUUUAUUGACACAAACACAAAGGCAGCUUCGGUAACGGGGUGGGUACACAAAAGUGAAAAUCGCACUUCACACAUUUAGGCCUCGUUCAGAUGAUGAAGAGGCUGAGCCCCUCCCCCCACCUCCCAUUGGCACUGGCUUGGGCAAUAACCCGCCCUAAUUCCAGAUCCAAGGGCAGAGGGACUUGCACCCCUAGCCCCGGGAAGUCCCCACUUUGGUUCCAGUGGCCCAGGUCCUAAACCCCCGCUUUGACCCUCUGUUCCAUCUCCCCACCCAUGUAAACAAAGUUUGGGGCUGAGUCUGAAAAGCUGCCUCCCUGCUCUGAGGAGACAGUGGGCCUCCGUGACUACAUGGGGAACGUGCUUCGAUUUUUACUUUGGUCCCAGAA
Balaenoptera musculus (blue whale) is the source of this 1728-nucleotide messenger RNA. It is a transcript of the gene IFI35, whose product is annotated as interferon induced protein 35. NCBI's taxonomy places the organism in Eukaryota, Metazoa, Chordata, Mammalia, Artiodactyla, Balaenopteridae. Bases 183 to 1019 code for a protein of 278 amino acids. The record is from RefSeq and is a predicted model, not a curated record. The transcript is spliced from 7 exons. Gene Ontology annotation, cellular component: nucleus.